Messenger RNA from Drosophila busckii, 566 nucleotides. RefSeq lists its product as uncharacterized. The transcript has 2 exons. Bases 158 to 514 code for a protein of 118 amino acids. Lineage: Eukaryota; Metazoa; Arthropoda; Insecta; Diptera; Drosophilidae. The record is from RefSeq and is a predicted model, not a curated record.
UAUCGAAUGUAAACAAAAAAACAUAUGCACAGAAAAUAUUGGUCAACAAAUAAAACAAAUUAGUUAUUCUUGUAGACGAGAGCGUAUGAAGUCUGGGCAACUGAUUAAUUUAUAAAUGUAUAAAAGCUUCCAGUGAAAUAAAAAACAAUACGUAACAAUGUUUAAAAAAUCCAAGCCACAGGUAGCACCACCAUCAGCACCAACAGUAGAAGAAAUGUUAUCCGACAUGGAAACAUUUGAUAUAAUCACCCAGUCCGCAGGAGGCAAUGUCAGUAGUAUCGCAUUAGAGAAAUCUCUACUCUCAGAAUCUGGAUCCCUGGCUCUUGGGACAUGGUGGGAAAUGUUUGAUGUGUACGACCACAAAAUAAAAAAGCUGACUAAUAUGAAAAACUCAUUGGAAAAACAAAAGCAGCAGCUGGAAGAAUGCAAAGCGAAGCUCGAAAGGACGGCGAAAAGGCUGCGCGACGGGUUAGAAACCCAACAGAAGUUAAUAAAAGAAGUGAUUGAUGGUUGAUUUUACUGAAGAUUAAACAUAGACAUUUAAAUCGAUGUAUUAUUUAUUUACG